AUGUCUGCCCCCAAGAUCAUCCUAUACACCAACCACCUGUGCCCGUGGGCUCACCGCGCCCACAUUGCACUCAAGGAGAGUGGCCUCGACUAUGAAGAGGUCAUUAUUGACCUGGAUACACCCCGCGAGCCCUGGUACCUUAAGGUCAACCCGCGUGGCCAAGUCCCAACUCUCUCCUACAACGGCCAUAUCAUCGCCGAGUCCGGUAUCAUCGCCCAAUUCAUUGCUGACGCUCACCCCUCCAACCUCUUGCCCCCAUCGGCUCCGGCCGAGAACGCCCUGUUCCGCGCUCGCCUCUCCUUCUUCGUCGAUGCCUUCUUCAGCAAGGUUGUUCCCCACUUCUUUGCUAGCGUCCGCUCUGCCUCAGAGGAAGAGCGCGAGGCCAACGGACAGGCGCUGGUCGCUGCCAUCGUGAAGGAGAUUGAGCCUCUUCUUUCGGAGACUGAGGACAACAAGCCAUUCUUUGGAGGAAACGAGAAGAUCACUUUGGCUGAGGUCCAAUCUGGAUCCUUCCUGCUCCGUAUCUUGGGUUUCACUAAGCCCGAGCAUGGAUUGGUCAGCAAGAAUGUCCCUGCCCUGCUUGAGGCACAGGCACCACGAUUCAAGCGUCUGGCUGAGGCUGCAGUGGAACAGGAAAGUGUCAACUUUAUCUUCAAUUUGAAGUCUGUUGCAGACCGGAUGCGGGCUCGUUAUGCGCCUAAGAUCUAA
Molecule: messenger RNA, 708 nt
Organism: Penicillium verhagenii
Lineage: Eukaryota; Fungi; Ascomycota; Eurotiomycetes; Eurotiales; Aspergillaceae
Product: glutathione S-transferase family protein
Exons: 3
Coding region: 1-708 (235 amino acids)
Cellular component (GO): cytoplasm
Source: RefSeq, a predicted model, not a curated record